CAUUCUUCUAUCGUCCGCAACGACUAACCCCCAGACUCCAUCACCUUUCCGGCUCAGACCAAACCAACAGGAAAGCACCAACGAUGCAGCUCCAGACCGUCCUUCUUUACGCCCUUCUGUCGGGCCUUCCGACUACCCUCGCCAACCCCAUCAGCGAGGUCCGCGCCCCAGGCGAGCUCCAUGAGGUUACCAAGCACGGCAACAAGAAGGGUGGUCAUGGCAACGGCGGCGGCAAUGGCCAUGGGAAGGGACAUGGUAACGGCAACGGCAACGGCAACGGCGACGAGUGGGUGGACCAGGGCCCCUGGUGGUCAGUGAAAGGCUUCUCUCGUCACUGGAAUGAUACCACGCACUCGGUUGAGCUCAGCUUUGCCAUCUGGGACUCGCGGGACGAUACAGAGGUGCCCUGCAAUGUCAACGCUCGCAUUCCCGAUGGACAGAACUACAAGUUUGCUGAGUUCCACUCACUGCCCUGCGCCAAAAACGAUGUCGGGGCUGGAAAAUGGUUGAUCUCGAUGGGAUACGUUGAGUAUUUUGAUGCGGGUAUCAUGAAUAUCUGCGAUACCACUGUGGUCGACGGCUCACCUUCAGCGUCGACUUGGUUUUCGUUUGAGGGCAUCAACAGGCCUAAGGAACACGGUUUCCGUGACAUCGAGAAGGUCCCUGUCGGGUGGACCGAUUUUGGGUGUGUGUACAACGGGAGCCCUUACCCUUUGUAAGUGCCUUUGGAGGCCAUUACAGAUGGUAAUGAUGAUGAUGAUGAUAAUAAUGAUGCCUGGAAUGACUGAUUGGGCUACGAGAAAUGAGGAAGAGGUUGGAUUGACGAAUAACAUGUACACGCCGAAUAUGACGUUUGGUGGGCUGUAGUUGUGCCGGUAUCAAAGGUUGUUUAUAAA
Molecule: messenger RNA, 896 nt
Organism: Neurospora tetrasperma FGSC 2508
Lineage: Eukaryota; Fungi; Ascomycota; Sordariomycetes; Sordariales; Sordariaceae
Exons: 2
Coding region: 84-719 (211 amino acids)
Source: RefSeq, a predicted model, not a curated record